AUGAAGGCUGAAGCAUACUAUCCUGGAAGCAAAAACAACAGCCAAGCUCUUCAUUACUUAAAGAGGUUUCAGCCUCAAAAUGACGAGGUAAAACAUAUCAGAGUUUUACUCUACGGACCAGUCGGUGUGGGAAAGUCCAGCUUCAUCAACUCUGUCAACAAUGUCUUCCAAGAGAGAAUGACCCAAAAAGCUUUGACCAGUUCCACAACUGCUGAUAAAAGUUUCACCAAGAAGUAUAAAACCUAUACAAUCAAGAGAGAAGGCAGUGUAAACUAUCCCUUUGUGUUCAACGAUAUCAUGGGUCUGGAGGAUGGAGAUGGAAGAGGAGUCAGAGCUGAUGACCUCAAACUGGCCUUGAUGGGACAUGUGAAGGAGGGUUAUACUUUCAAUCCUAUAUCUUCCCUUUCUCAUGAUGAUUUGUACUACAACUCCUCCCCAUCCAUCAGUGACAGGGUCCAUGUUCUGGUUUGCAUUUAUGAUGCUAAUGCAUCACAGAUGAAGUCUUCUGUUCUACAGAAAAUGAAGGAAAUCAGAGAAGCAGCCAGUGAGCUGGGUAUUCCUCAGUUGGCGAUUCUCAGUCACAUUGAUGAAGCCUGUGGUGAAACUGAAAAAAAUCUGAGAAACGUCUGCAAUAGCAAACAUUUGAUAAAAAAGAUGGGUGACUUCAGCUCCAGCCUGGGGAUUCCAAUGAACUGCAUUCUCCCUGUGAAGAACUACAGUGAAGAGAUUCAGCUCAAUCAGGAUGUUGACACUCUAAUCCUGAGUGCACUGAGACUAAUAAUUGACUUCGGAGACGACUACGCUGCAAAACUAAAGCCAUAGAACAGUCUGUUUGAAUAUACAUAGAAAUCACAGCAGCAUGAUUUGUCCUAUGAUUAAAAUGAAGAGAACAUACUGGUAGAGUGUGUACCCCAUAUAUGUAGGCUAUUAGACCUUGAUACAAACGCAUUAGGAUAUUUUGUAAAGUCGGAUUUGAUUCCCGACAUUUGCAGCAUGUCAUCCAUGCA
Fundulus heteroclitus (mummichog) is the source of this 1007-nucleotide messenger RNA. RefSeq names its product interferon-induced protein 44-like. The transcript has 6 exons. Bases 1 to 822 code for a protein of 273 amino acids. NCBI's taxonomy places the organism in Eukaryota, Metazoa, Chordata, Actinopteri, Cyprinodontiformes, Fundulidae. The record is from RefSeq and is a predicted model, not a curated record.